Camelina sativa (false flax) is the source of this 862-nucleotide messenger RNA. NCBI's taxonomy places the organism in Eukaryota, Viridiplantae, Streptophyta, Magnoliopsida, Brassicales, Brassicaceae. The record is from RefSeq and is a predicted model, not a curated record.
ACUCACUCAAACCCUAAAAACACACACAAAACUGUUACAAUGAAGAAACCUUCAGUAGUCUCUUUUCUCAUCACUCUCAUGUUGGCUGCAGCUGUCUGCAUCCAAGGACAAAGACCGGACGAUGUGAAGGACACCAACGGGAAUUCAGUUACAUUACGUAAGGGAAAGUACUUCAUCCAGCCGGUGAAGACGAAAAGUAACAACGGAGGUGGUCUUGUCCCAGCCGCCAUUACUAUACUUCCCUUUUGUCCACUUGGCAUCACCCAGACUCUCCUUCCAUACCAACCAGGCCUACCAGUUGGCUUCGAUUUACCAUACGAAACAAUGGACACCACCGUUAGGCUAUCUGUACCUGUAACUAUCGAGUUCAAGUCAGACAUCUGGCCGGUCUGCAACGAAUUUUCCAAGUUCUGGGAAGUCGAUGUUUCCUCAUCGGCUCCCAAAGAACCUGACGUUCUCAUCGGUGGUAAAGCACAUGAGAAAAAUAGUUGGUUUAAGAUCGAGAAAGCCGGAGAAGGAGCAGGAGCAAACACUUACAAGUUGACCACCUUAACCGGGACCGUUGGAGCCACCCCAGGGUCGUGGCUUAACGCACCACAACUAUUUGUCACCAAUGAUACGGCUAAGACCUUACUCGUCAAAUUCAGCAAGGUGGAUGAUGCUACUACGGCUACUACUUCUACUUCUCGGGUUGAGAAGUUAGGUCUAAAAAUGUUCCCGUUCUACUAGUCAACUGUUCACAAUCAUGUAACAUAAAAGCCUGAGACUCGUACGAGUCCAUGGCCAAAAAUAAUGGGUUGAGAUAAUACCCGCAUGCAUGUUUUUACUUUUCAUAAAUAAAAUAAAAUUAUCCUUUCCAGCA